This is a messenger RNA of Moneuplotes crassus, 834 nucleotides long. The record is from the annotation of a GenBank genome assembly. Lineage: Eukaryota; Ciliophora; Spirotrichea; Euplotida; Euplotidae.
AUGGGAAAUAAAUCCUCAUCGGCAAGCAAGUCAGCAUCACAAAAGCCAAAAAUGAGUCCUGAUGGUGAAAUCAUGGCUUAUCAAGAUCUUGCCAAACUUUAUGAGGAAGUGACUAAUACUUCUCCUGUUGGAUGAGAAGAAGGGUUUACUAAUAAAUCUGAGUUCUUCUUGCGUUUUGAUUCUCCUGAAAUUUUGCCCUUCUUAAAAGCCAUUUCCAAGAGACUGCCUGAACUCGACGCUUUAAGAAUAUGUGAAUUUCCAACAGAGGAAGCUGAGAGUAUGAACAUGUUUUUCAAGAAAUACUUUCCUAAGACUGUCAGAGAGUUUUGGUUCAAUUAUCAAGGUGAUACAAGCCCCAUUACUCCUUUCAUCAGCGAGCUUGGACAAGUGAGUGCCAGAGUUACAAAGAUCCUAUGGUAUUGCCAGUUUGAAAUCAACCAGGAUGAGUUAGUCACUCUGUUCUCUCAGAACAAGUCUAUUGAGCAGUUCGGCCUCACUCGCUGUAACCUGGAUUUGACUUCAGUGCCAAAUCUAACUAAAGCCCUGGUCGGUAGUACUAUCAAAACUCUGAUCUUGAGCGAUAGCGGAGACUGUAACUAUGGCAACUGGUACGAAAACCCGACUCAUUUUGAGAACCUGAUUGAAGGCCUAGGUAAAUGUCCCGACUUCAAGAAGAACUUGGAAGAGAUUGCUAUGUGCGGUAACUCAUUAUCCGAGAGCCACUGCGAGGAUGUGCUCAAGAAGCAUGGAUUUGAUAACGUCAAGAUUUGGAUCUAAACAACGGAACUUAAAAGUAUGAUAUCCUAAGCAAGGAUAACCUCCAGCUGCUAAAUA